GGCUGACCCAGCAGAGAGCGGAGGGACAUUACAAGGUGCAGGAAAACAGCAGCCCCGGACCGGACUGGAUGUCUGCCUGACUCACCACCACCUGCUUCGCACCAUGGGGAAGGACGGGCUGCCCAGCAAACCAAACUUCUUCCUCCUUCUCCUCUUCUUCCUGCCUGGACAUACGUCUCUCACCGCAGAACCGCAGUACAUGGUGCUCGUGCCCUUUCUGAUACACACCGAGUCUCCUGGGAAAGUCUGUGUUCAGCUGACCCACCUGAACGAGUCCGUGACGCUGAGUGCCACGCUCGAGUAUCAAGGGGAGAACAGGAGCUUGAUCGAUGACGUGGUGUCCGAGAAGGACGUGUUCACCUGCAUCCCUUUCUCUCUUCCAAAGUCCAAUAGCACAUCAGUGGCAUUUCUCACUGUGGGGGUGAAGGGGCCGACCCUGCAGUUCAGGAGCCGCAAGUCGGUGCUGGUCCAGAAUUCUGAGAGCCUGGUCUUCGUCCAGACAGACAAACCCAUCUACAAGCCCGGACAGACAGUUCUGUUUCGGAUCGUCUCUCUGGACAAAGACUUCUACCCGCUGAAUGAGAAGUUUCCAUUUGUCUACGUCCAGGAUCCCCAGAGGAACCGCGUGUACCAGUGGCAAGGGGUGGAACUGGAGACCGGCCUCACGCAGCUCUCCUUCCCCCUCACCUCGGACCCCAUCCAAGGCUCCUACAAAAUAGUCGUGCAGAAGAGCUUCUCGUCCCACGUGGAGCACUCCUUCCGCGUGGAGGAAUAUGUGCUGCCCAAGUACGAGGUCCUGGUGAAGCUGCCCAAGAUGAUCACUAUUAAGGACAAGGAGCUUCCAGUGUCUGUCUGCGGACUGUACACCUACGGGAAACCCGUUCCUGGUUUGGUGAACGUCCAAGUGUGCCGGAAAUUUUCCCAUUCUGCCUCAAACUGCUACGGAAAAGAAGCAGAAGCUGUGUGUGAAGAAUUCACCAGGCAGGCAGAUGCUCGUGGGUGUGUUUCUGGUGCAGUAAAGACCAAGAUAUUCCAGCUCCAGCGCAGGGGAUAUGAGAUGAACAUUGAGGUACAAGGCAAGAUCACAGAAGAUGGCACAGGAAUAGAGAUGACUGGAACAGGCUCCUGUGGAAUCACAGCAGUGAUGAGCAAAAUCAGCUUUGACCUGCUGGACUCUCAGUACAGACCAGGGAUCCCACUCUUCGGCAGGGUGAAGCUGGUAGAUGGCACUGAUGCUCCAAUUGCCAAUGAGACCAUCACGAUUUCUGUGGAUGGAGACACAUACAAAGGGAAUUACACUACGGACGAGCAGGGGCAAUCCUGGUUUUCCAUAGACACUACCACCUUCACACAAGGCUCCCUGGAAAUCCGAGCCGAUCAUAAACCUGAACUGAACUGUUACGACAGCGACUGGAUCACCCCUUCAUAUGAGCACACCAUGCGUCGAAUAAGUCGGUUUUACUCCUCCAGUAAGAGCUUCCUCAAAAUUGAGCCAAAGCCCGAGACAUUAAGUUGUGGCUCCCCCACGGAGGUCCGGGUGCACUAUAUCUUCACACCAGAGGCUUUAGGAGAGCAGAGGAAAAUUGUGAUCUACUAUUUGGUGAUGGCCAAGGGAGGCAUCGUAUUAGCAGAUACCCAUGAUCUGACUCUGAAUGCUGGAGAAGUUUAUGGGACGUUUCAGCUGACCUUCCCCGUUGAGGCAGCAAUUGCUCCCCUGGCACGGAUGCUUGUCUACACCACUUCACCCAGCGGGGAAGUCAUCGCCAGCUCGGCAGAUUUCCAGGUUGAAAGUUGCCUCCCCAAUAAAGUCAGAUUGAGUUUUGAACCCAAGGAAGGACUUCCUGCCUCCAGCACACGCCUGCAAAUCCAUACCUCGCCAAAGUCCCUGUGUGCCCUCCGUGCUGUGGACAAAAGCGUUCUCCUUAUGAAGCCUGAAGACGAGCUCUCGCCCAGCUCUGUGUAUGACCUUCUCCCACUGAAGGAACUCCGGGGUUAUAGCUUCAAGGACUACUACCUGGAAGAAGACAAUGUAAACCCGUGUGUGUCGCUUGACAACAUCUUACUAAAUGGGUUUGUCUACGUACCCAUUUCUCCUGACAGUGAAGGUGAUGCCUAUGACAUUCUCAAA
Messenger RNA from Tauraco erythrolophus (red-crested turaco), 2128 nucleotides. NCBI's taxonomy places the organism in Eukaryota, Metazoa, Chordata, Aves, Musophagiformes, Musophagidae. The record is from RefSeq and is a predicted model, not a curated record.